AUGAGUACGCCGGAAGCACACAUCAAGCUCGUGGAUCGAAAUGAGGAUACGUACUAUGGACGAGUACGCAAGACUUUUUACAUGCUGGACUUUCGAACAGCCUUUACGACGGAGCACGCUUUAAAAAAUGCACAGCAGCUAGUGGAGGCUCACCAACGCGGUGACUUUGUCGAACCGGCUGAUCUUGAGCACGCACAGAACGUAACGCACGCUAUCUUGCACCCCGACACAGGAACACCAGUCUUCAUGCCACUGCGUGCUUCCAUGAUUGUGCCUAUGAAUAUGAUCAUGGACGGCGCCAUGCUGCUGGCGAACAGUACCAAAACAACCAUUUUGGCGCAGUGGCUCAAUCAGACCUACAACGCUUUGCACUACUACGCCAAUCGCAAUGCCUCAAACGAAGACACAACUGAACAGCGGCUAGUUGCAUACAUUGGCGCCACAGCCAGCUCUGUGGGGGCAUCGCUUGGAAUUCGCCAACUAGCAAAACAAAUGACAAAUGUGAAAUGGGCUCCAGUCGUUGCUCGCUUGGGACCGUUUGCUGCAGUUGCUGCUGCAGAUCUUCUCAACAUGGCAGUCAUGAGACAAAGCGAGUAUCUAAAAGGUGUUCACGUUUACGACGAAAAUGGGGAUCACGUCGGCAAAUCCAAAAGAUGUGGUGCAUUAGCGGUCGCCUCAUGCACUGCUGGGAGAAUAUUCGCAGCAGCUCCGAUCUUGAUCCUCCCACCGCUGCUAAUGUCACGAUUAAAUACCCACAGCACUAUUUUCACGCGACCUAAAACGAAGUGGCUGCGUGUGCCAACACUAUUGGGAUUCGUUGGCUGCGCUAUUCAGUUUUCGGUGCCUCUGACAUUCGGACUGUUUCGCCAAACAGCGCAAGUUGAUAUAAAAUACCUUGAGCCGGACCUGCAGCAUGCAAUCCGCAAGCUGGAUGGACAACCUGUGCGCACUGUUACAUACAAUAAGGGUAUAUGA
Molecule: messenger RNA, 975 nt
Organism: Plasmopara halstedii
Lineage: Eukaryota; Oomycota; Peronosporomycetes; Peronosporales; Peronosporaceae
Product: mitochondrial tricarboxylate carrier family
Exons: 1
Coding region: 1-975 (324 amino acids)
Biological process (GO): mitochondrial transmembrane transport; monoatomic ion transport
Cellular component (GO): mitochondrial inner membrane
Molecular function (GO): monoatomic ion transmembrane transporter activity
Source: RefSeq, a predicted model, not a curated record